AUGCCGCCGCCGAAACCAAAGAAGCUUACGGCGCAACCCGUCCGCACACGCCACUUCGCCGGAAAGCCCGCCGCUGCCGAAGUCGAAGAACGCGACAGUAGCGAUGAAUCCGAAUCAGAGCAGGAAGAGGAGAAACCGAAGCCGUUCGUGAAACCGAGACCAGCUCCUUUGGCCUCUUCGUUUCCUAAAUCUGCUCUCAAGUCACAAUUAGCCGCGCGGAAAAAGCCAGAGGAAGAUCUCAAGCAUCUGGAGGACGAGUUCGAAACGGAAAGUGAGGGAGAUGAGAAAGAGGAAGGUAUUGGGAGCGGUAGCGGCAGCGGUAGCGAAAGUGGCAGCUUGGAAGAUAGCUCAGAAGAGGAAUCAAGCAGCGAGGAAGAGGCGCCGAAGAAGCUGUUACGGCCUGUCUUUUUGAAGAAAGGCCAGCGCGACAAGGUAGCUGCACCUGUCAAGACAGCAGAAGAAGUGGCAGCAGAAGAGGAGCAGCGAAGGCAAGAGCAGACGAGGGCGCUCGUUCAGGAGCAGAUCGAGCAGCGCGCUGCGGCAAAGGCAGCGGGCAAGAAGGACUGGGAUGCUGAUGUGGAAGAGGCCGACAUCAAUGCUGUCGACGAUACCGACAACUUAGAUCCCGAAGCCGAAUACGCUGCCUGGAGAUUGCGCGAAUUUAAGCGCAUCAAGCGCGAGCGUCUUGCCAUCGAAGAAGCUGAAGCAGAACGCGCGGAGAUAGAACGGCGGCGGAACCUCACCGAGGCAGAACGCGACGCCGAGGACCGCGAGUUUCUCGAGAAACAGAAGGAAGAGCGCGGGGACCGAGGACAAAUGCAGUUUAUGCAGAAAUACUUUCACAAGGGUGCAUUUUUCCAAGAAGACCUCGCAGAGUUGGGGCUCGAUAAGCGAAAUCUCAUGGGCGCGAGGUUUGAGGACCAGACAGAUCGUCAAGUCCUGCCUGAGUACAUGCAGAUUCGCGAUAUGACAAAACUGGGCAAGAAGGGCAGGACGAGAUACAGGGACAUGAAGUCCGAGGACACGGGCAAAUGGGGCGACUUUGGCGAUACAAGAAGGCCGAGGGACAAUGGCGAGUACGGUGUGGAUGAGCGCUUCCGUUCAGACGGUUACGGUGGCAGAGACCGGGACGAAGGCGCAACAGGAGCGAACGCGCGACCACUAGGCGAGAGGAAACGGUUCGGCGAGGACACCAACCGAGAGAGCAAACGUCCAAGGGUUGACGACCGAGAUUGA
Didymosphaeria variabile is the source of this 1236-nucleotide messenger RNA. RefSeq lists its product as uncharacterized. Gene Ontology annotation, molecular function: RNA binding. Gene Ontology annotation, cellular component: U2-type spliceosomal complex. Bases 1 to 1236 code for a protein of 411 amino acids. The record is from RefSeq and is a predicted model, not a curated record. NCBI's taxonomy places the organism in Eukaryota, Fungi, Ascomycota, Dothideomycetes, Pleosporales, Didymosphaeriaceae. Gene Ontology annotation, biological process: mRNA splicing, via spliceosome. The transcript has a single exon.